UUGCAGAAAAUGGAUAUGAACGAAGGAGCACCUAUAAUGUACCACGGGAACGGUUAUGGGGGUGCAGUCUAUAUGGUACCCGGCCAAAUCGACAGAUCACGACAUUAUCCCUUGGAGGUACACCAAGUAUUAGGCGGAGCAGGGCGUGGUGGAGGAGAUCCUAGCCAUGGAACUCCGCGGAGAUGGCAGGCGCGUCGUGACCGCCAGCAUACUAGUAAAGACUAUACCGCAUUUGGCUAUGAUUCUGAUGAUUCCAGUCUAUCAAGUAAUGCUUCCGGUUCCAACAAGUCAAGUGAAAAAGGUGGAAGCAGUUCCCGGUCUGAGAAUAUUACUGCGGCCUCUACGGGAUCGGCGCCCCCUGUGCAGUUUCAGCAGAGAGAGUGGCGCGCUCGACCACGGAGAGAGCUUCGCCCCAGAAGGAUUGCACCAGAGAGAUUUCUCAAUGCUUCUUACCCAUUCCAAGUGAAAUUCACGCCCGAUAAUUUACUUAAUGGGUCAAAAUGGGACACAUUAUCGCAGGAGAUGUGGGACAAAUUUAUUAAAUCCCAGCAGACAGAGGACACAUUUAGGAAGAAGAUGAAUCUGUGGCGUUAUCUUUACGUAACUAUCAAGUCGAUCUUCCCGCGCUACGGACUUUACGUGGUGGGGUCCACGAUGUCCGGCUUCGCGCUGGACAACUCUGACAUGGACCUGUGCCUGUACGUGCGCGCGUUGGCCCACGUGGAGCCACGUGCUCAUGCGUUACUGCACCUCAACUAUGUGCUGGGGUACAUUCGCAGCUUUGAUCCAGGUGCUGAACUAAUCCAAGCAAAAGUGCCCAUACUGAAGUUCCGGGACGCGCGGAAUGGGCUUCAAGUGGACCUCAACUGCAACAAUGUGGUUGGCAUCAGAAACACAAACCUGCUCAACUGUUUUUCCAGAAUGGACUGGCGAGUGCGGCCGCUGGUGGCGCUGACCAAGCUGUGGGCGCGCGCGCACCGCAUCAACGACGCGCGCCGCCGCACUCUCUCUUCCUACGCGCUCACGCUCAUGGUCAUACACUUCCUGCAGUCAUUACUACACACCGCACACUGGCAUAUCACACUUGACAUAGUGCACACGCGCAGUACGCGCGUGAUGCUGACGGUGCACCGUGUGUGCAGGUGGCACGAGCCCGGCGGUGCUGCCGCGCGCGGGCGUGGCGCUGUCCGGCGGGGGCGCCUGGGCCGCGGGGGGGUGCCGCAGGGGCAGCGGGGGGGCGCCGGCGAGCGCCGCUCGCACAACCGCGCCACGCUCGCGGAGCUCUUCCUGCACAUGCUCAAAUACUACGCAGACUUCCCGUACGAACAAAUGGCAGUGUCGGUCAGAGCGGGAAAGCGAGUGCCGCUCGCCGAGUGCAGAGUACACGAGCCACACCAGUGGAAGCUGCUUUGUGUUGAAGAACCAUUUGACCUGACGAACACUGCACACUCUGUGUAUGACCCAGAGUCGUUUGAGAAAAUAGUGAACACAUUUAAGGAGAGCUACAAAAGGCUAGCGGUGGGUCUAAGGCUGGCGGACGCUUGGCCGGUGCCAGAGCGAUGA
Molecule: messenger RNA, 1563 nt
Organism: Parnassius apollo (apollo)
Lineage: Eukaryota; Metazoa; Arthropoda; Insecta; Lepidoptera; Papilionidae
Source: the annotation of a GenBank genome assembly